Strongylus vulgaris is the source of this 1164-nucleotide messenger RNA. The record is from the annotation of a GenBank genome assembly. NCBI's taxonomy places the organism in Eukaryota, Metazoa, Nematoda, Chromadorea, Rhabditida, Strongylidae.
AUGCACAGUUGUCAUUAUUUUAGUCAUCUGGAUCCGGACAAGGUCACUCCAGCCCGUUUUCGUUGGCGAACGAUAUGUUUCCAGGAUGUGGCAAGAGCAACGUUAUUCAUUCUGUUAGCCCUAUCCCAAAUUUCAUUUCUUUUUUACUUUUUCUUUCUUGGGAAUGAACCUAAUGUUCUAGCCCAAUUCAGCCUUGUUGGUCUGGCUGCAUAUCUCCACGCUCUAAUUUUUCUAGUCAUUGCUGAGUUGAUCUAUUGGAUCAGUACUGGUUUGUUCAAAUGCGGUUGGUUCAAAUCUCAGUGCAGGUAUAUUAUCAAUGGUCGUUAUCUCUACACGUAUUUAUCCUUACUUUGUGCUUUAUUAUUCAUUUUGGGUGGUCUCUACGUCACGUUCUCCGAUCCUGUAUACACACGAGUGUCGAUUCCCAUAAGAAAUCUCCAUAACGGCGACGUCAAAGUCGCCUUGCUCAGUGAUCUUCACAUAGGUCCUACUGUUGGGCAAAAGAGAAUGAGCAGAAUUGUGGAACUGACAAAUAAAUUGAAUCCAGAUAUCGUAGCAAUUUCUGGAGAUCUCGCUGAUGGUUUUGUCAGAGAUUUUGAGGGUGCAGCUAGUCCAUUAUGCUCAUUGAAAGCUAAAUACGGAGUCUAUUUUGCAACAGGUAAUCAUGAAUAUAUGCAUGGCAACGUUGAGGAAUGGUUUGGUUAUCUGGAAGGAUGUAAUAUAACUGUACUCCACAACUCUCAGAAACGACUUUUGUUGCCUAGUGGUGAUAAAGUAUGUGUUGCGGGUGCUGACGAUCUUUAUGCAGCUAAAGCUCACUUUCCUGGACACGGCAUGGAUGCGCAAAAAGCUGUUGUUGGCUGCCAACCUGGUGAUGCAGUUAUCAUGCUUGCUCAUCAACCGAACGCAGCUCGUGUGAUGCUUGACGAUUCUUUGGUUAGCAAAAGAGUGGAUGUCAUCUUGUCAGGUCAUACCCAUGGCGGCCAAAUGUAUUUAUUCGUCCCAAUAAUAUACCUUGUAAAUGCUUUUGCGAGAGGUUUAUACUAUAACGAACCAACGGGAGUAUAUGUAUAUGUCUCAGCCGGUGUCAACUUUUUCGGGCCACCCAUAAAAAUGUUUGGCGCAUGUGAGAUUAUCGAUAUUAACUUGAAACCAGUGAUCUAA